AUGGCUCUGCCGCCCUUCUUCGGUCCUGGUCGCCUGGGCCCACCACCACCGCAGCCACCGCCUCCCGCUCCUUUCGGUUGUCCGCCACCACCGCUGCCCUCUUCGGCUUUCCCGCCGCCUCUUCCCCAGCGGCCCGGCCCCUUUUCGGGGCCCUCCGCCCCCUUUCUCCAGCCCCCGUUGGCUCUACAGCCCAGGGCGCCCCUGGAACCAUCCCGCGGCGGUGGCGGGGGCAGCGGCGGCGGCGGAGCCUUCUAUCCUGUGCCACCACCACCGUUGCCUCCGCCGCCACCCCAGUGCAGGCCAUUUCCAACUUCCGACUCUCGCGAGCGCCCACGGCCGCCGCCUCCGGGCCCGGGGCCGCCUUGGAACUCGCGCUGGCCUGAGGCGCCGCCGCCAUCCGAUGUGCUCGGUGAGGGAGCCUUGCAGCGCCUGCGCGACCAGCAGUGGUUGGAAGCGGUUUUCGGAACCCCGCGGCGGGCUGGUGGCCCGGCGCCUCCGCGCCCGCCCGCCGGGCCUAGCCUAGGCGAAGUUCGCGCCCGGUUGCGCGGGGCCCUGUGCUUAGUCCGGCGGCUGCGGGGCCUGGGCCGGGCCAUGCGCGAGGCCGAGGCAGAUGGCGCAGCCUGGACACUGCUGCACGCCCAGGCUGCGCCACUGCGCGCUGCACUGGCAGAAAGGCUACAGCCGCUGACACAGGCGGCCUACGUGGGCGAGGUGCGGCGGAGACUGGAGAGGGUUCGGCGCCGCCGGCUGCGACUUCGGGAGCGGGCUCGGGAACGCGAGGCCGAGCGGGAGACGGAGGCCGCGCGGGCUGUGGAGCGCGAGCGGGAGAUUGAUCUUUGGAGGGUCAAGUGCGUGCAGGAGGUGGAGGAGAGGAAGCGGGAGCAGGAACUCAAAGCUGCUGCUGAUGGCGUCUUAUCUGAAGUGAGGAAAAAGCAAGCAGACACUAAAAGAAUGGUGGACCUUCUUCGGGCCUUGGAGAAAUUGAGGAAGCUGAGGAAAGAGGCUGCAGCGAGGAAAGGGGUCUGCCCUCCAGCCUCAGCAGAUGAAACUUUUGAGCAUCAUCUGCAGCGACUGAGAAAACUCAUUAAAAAACGCUCUGAACUAUAUGAAGCUGAAGAGAGAGCCCUCAGAGUUAUGCUGGAAGGAGAACAAGAGGAAGAGAGGAAAAGAGAAUUAGAAAAGAAACAAAGAAAAGAAAAGGAGAAAAUUUUACUUCAGAAGCGUGAAAUUGAGUCCAAGUUAUUUGGGGAUCCAGAUGAGUUCCCACUUGCUCAUCUCCUGCAGCCUUUCCGGCAAUAUUACCUCCAAGCUGAACACUCCCUGCCAGCGCUCAUCCAAAUAAGGCAUGAUUGGGAUCAGUACCUGGUGCCAUCUGAUCAUCCCAAAGGCAACUCCAUUCCCCAAGGAUGGGUCCUUCCUCCGCUCCCCAGCAACGACAUCUGGGCAUCUGCCGUUAAGAUGCAUUAG
Molecule: messenger RNA, 1467 nt
Organism: Orycteropus afer afer
Lineage: Eukaryota; Metazoa; Chordata; Mammalia; Tubulidentata; Orycteropodidae
Gene: PDCD7
Product: programmed cell death 7
Source: RefSeq, a predicted model, not a curated record